Molecule: messenger RNA, 1601 nt
Organism: Macrosteles quadrilineatus (aster leafhopper)
Lineage: Eukaryota; Metazoa; Arthropoda; Insecta; Hemiptera; Cicadellidae
Product: proton-coupled amino acid transporter-like protein pathetic
Exons: 9
Coding region: 187-1548 (453 amino acids)
Biological process (GO): amino acid transmembrane transport
Cellular component (GO): vacuolar membrane
Molecular function (GO): amino acid transmembrane transporter activity
Source: RefSeq, a predicted model, not a curated record
UUUGCCAUUUGAAAUUCAAGAAUAAGCUUAAGAAACAAUCAAUAUCUGUACAAUCUUCAGUGAACAUUGAUUUGAGUGUGUUUUGAUAACAGAAUAAAAGCCAAGAGCAUGACUAUAAUUUACAGAUUGGUGAUCAAUAAUUGAACAAUUUUUUUAGAAAACUUAAGUCAACAGGUUUGAAGACUAAUGAUCAAACCAGCAUCAAAGGACUCAAAACAGCCUCAAGAUGAAACUGCUGUCACUGACACCCUUGAUGGAGAGUACAACCCUUUUGAACACCGAAAUGUGCCUCAUCCCACAACAGACACAGAAACUCUUAUACACCUGAUCAAGGGAUGUCUGGGCACAGGGCUCCUGGCAAUGCCUGCAGCCUUUAUGAGUUCCGGACUUUUGUUUGGUCUUGUCGCAACAUUCUUUAUUGGUUGUAUAUGUGCAUACUCCAUUCAUAUUUUGGUGAAAUGUGCUCACAAGCUGUGCAAGAGAUUACGAGUCCCUUCUCUAGGGAUUGAUGAUAUCGCUGAGGUAGCGUUCCGCUCUGGCCCUCCUAGUAUGCGGGAGUUUGCAUCUUCAGCAAGGUUUAUUGUGAAUUUAUUUCUCGUACUGGACCUUCUUGGGUGUUGUUGUGUCUACAUAGUGUUUGUUGCAAAAAACACCAAGCAAGUAUUAGAUGUUGAUCUUGACAAUAAGUUGGAUUUAAGGCUCUACAUUGUAGCACUUCUACCAUUUCUAAUCAUCACGAAUUUGAUUCCUCACCUCAAAUAUCUCGCUCCGUUUUCUAUGUUGGCCAAUAUUCUAAUGGCUACAGGACUCUGCAUCACUUUCUACUACAUCUUCCAAGACCUUCCUUCCAUUACGUCACGGCAAAACUUUUCCUCCUUAAACCAGUUACCAAUCUUCUUUGGCUUUGCUAUCUUUGCCCUUGAAGGAAUUGGAGUGGUGAUGCCCUUAGAGAACAACAUGAAGACUCCAACACACUUCAUCGGCUGUCCUGGUAUACUCAACACGGGAAUGUUUGUUGUUGUUAUGGUGUAUUCCAGUGUCGGGUUCUUUGGUUACCUCAAGUACGGAGAUGCUACGGAACCCAGCAUAACACUCAACUUGCCUCACACAACAUUGGCACGUUCCGUAAAGGUGAUGAUAGCUGUGGCAAUAUUCUUGACAUAUUCCCUGCAGUUCCACAUACCUAUCGAAAUCAUCUGGAAAGGUGUGAAGCAUAAAUUUGCUAACCACCUAGUACUUGGUGAAUGCUGCGUUCGGGUGGUUUUCGUCACAAUUACAGUACUUGUCGCUGUAUUGAUCCCCCACCUGGGGCCGUUCAUCUCCCUGGUGGGCGCCGUCUGUUUGUCUUUCCUCGGACUCAUGUUACCGUCCAUCGUGGAGAUCAUUGUCUACUGGGGAUCUGAGGAAGGACUCGGCACAGGCAACUGGAUACUGUGGAAGAAUUUAGCAAUUAUUUUGUUUGGAUUCAUCGGUUUCUUCACUGGAUCCUACACGAGCAUCGUCGCUAUUAUUGAAAAACAUCAACGAAUCAACCUGACAGGCGGAUAAAAGCUCGAUAUUGAUCUUUUUGCAUUUCUUUAAGAUUCUAAUAAACAAUGUGU